Molecule: messenger RNA, 1257 nt
Organism: Linderina pennispora
Lineage: Eukaryota; Fungi; Kickxellomycota; Kickxellomycetes; Kickxellales; Kickxellaceae
Product: Pkinase-domain-containing protein
Exons: 2
Coding region: 1-1257 (418 amino acids)
Biological process (GO): protein phosphorylation
Molecular function (GO): ATP binding; protein serine/threonine kinase activity
Source: RefSeq, a predicted model, not a curated record
AUGGCUGUCGAUAAGCCCAAGAAGGUCGGCCUCGACGACUUCCAUCUCCUCAGCGUCAUCGGCAAGGGCAGCUACGGCAAGGUCAUGCUUGCCCGCUACAAGGACACCGGCAAGGUCAUGGCCAUCAAGGUCAUCUCCAAGUCAAAGCUGCGUGGCCGUCCUAACGAGAUCCGUCGUGUAAUGUCAGAGCGCCGUGUCCUGGAGCGCACUGUGCAGCACCCGUUCCUGGUCGGUCUGCAGUGUGCGUUCCAGACAAAGGAGAAACUGUACUUUUGCCUCGACUACGUCAACGGCGGCGAGCUGUUCUUCCACCUGCAGCGCGAGCGGCGCUUCGCAGAGAACCGUGCCCGGUUCUAUGCUGCCGAGAUCACCUCGGCGCUGGCGUACCUCCACGGCAUGGACGUCGUGUACCGCGACCUGAAGCCCGAGAACUGCCUGCUGGAUGCGCGCGGGCAUGUGCGUAUCGUCGACUUUGGGCUGGCCAAGGAGGUCGGUCCGAUCGUCUGGCGCACGGAGGGGUCUGCGCUGUACUCGGUGGAGGAAGGUGGCAAGACAGCCACGUUCUGCGGCACGCCAGAGUACCUGGCACCCGAGGUUCUGCUGAGACAGAGCUACGGCAAGGAGGUCGACUGGUACUGCCUCGGCGCUGUUCUCUACGAAAUGCUGACUGGUUUGCCGCCAUACUACGACCAGGACAAUAACGUCAUGUACAGGCGGAUCCUGCAGGAGCCGCUGCGCGUGCCCGGCGAAAGCAUCGGGCGGCUCGCACAGGAUUUUAUUUACAGGAUCCUCGAGCGCGAUCCGAAGAAGCGCCUGGGAGCCGGCGUGUUUGGCACUGAGAACGUCAAGCGCCAUGCAUUCUUCUAUGGCAUCGACUGGGGCAAGAUCUACCGCCAAGAGUACGCGCCGCCGUUCAUGCCGAACGUCAGCUCGAUCUUUGACCUGAGCAACAUUGACCCCGAGUUCCGCAACGAGCCGAUCCCAGAGUCGAUUCUGGCCGAGGGCCAGGUGGAUAUCCUGGCAGAGGCGGCCGAGGCUGAGCGCAAGGCUGAGCUUGAGAUGCAGUCGAAGCUUGCUGCGUUCCCGCAGCAGACAAAGCAGACCGCUAAUGGCAUGUUUGACACGUCAAGUCAGGGGCAGGAUGACAAGGUCGAGUACACCAAGGGUAUGGCAAAGUCGGCUGAUUCCACCAGCGAUGUUGCAUUCUCAGGCUUCUCCUUUGUCUCUCCGUUAGUCGAUGCCGCCGACAAUGAGUAG